AUGUUUGGGGGGCAUCAGGGAUCCAGCACUGGGGAAACCUCCUGCAAACCCGGGCUCACCCUGGCUCUAACUCCUGCCGUCCCUUGGUGCUGCAGGUUGGUGGCUUUGCCUGGGAGAACUGCGGUGACAAGAAGGACCCCGUGGUGCUGCAGAGCCUCUCCGUGGCACCCGACCCCAUCAGCAUCCCAGGGAGCCUGCGUGUCAGCGCGGCCGUCAGCAGCAAGAAGACCAUGGCCAGCCCUCUGAAGACGGUGCUGGUGGUGGAGAAGGCACUGGGUGAUCUCUGGAUCCAGCUGCCUUGCAUCGACCAGAUGGGCAGCUGCACCUAUGACGACGUCUGCACCAUCCUUGACAACAUCAUCCCGCCCGGCACGCCCUGCCCAGAGCCCCUGCUCACCUAUGGCAUCCCCUGCCACUGCCCCUUCAAAGCGGGCACCUACUCCCUGCCAGCCAGUGACUUCAUCCUGCCUGACGUGGAGCUGCCUGCCUGGAUGACCAACGGCAACUACCGCGUAAAGGCCGUUGUCAGCAAUGGCGGGGACGAGCUUGCCUGCGUCAAGCUGGCCUUCUCCCUGCAGUCCCAGUGA
This is a messenger RNA of Cariama cristata (Red-legged seriema), 587 nucleotides long. RefSeq names its product GM2 ganglioside activator (gene GM2A). The record is from RefSeq and is a predicted model, not a curated record. Gene Ontology annotation, molecular function: enzyme activator activity; lipid carrier activity. Lineage: Eukaryota; Metazoa; Chordata; Aves; Cariamiformes; Cariamidae. Gene Ontology annotation, biological process: ganglioside catabolic process; lipid transport. The annotation marks the transcript as partial. Gene Ontology annotation, cellular component: cytoplasmic side of plasma membrane. The transcript has 3 exons.